Plasmodium gonderi is the source of this 1692-nucleotide messenger RNA. RefSeq names its product conserved Plasmodium protein, unknown function. Lineage: Eukaryota; Apicomplexa; Aconoidasida; Haemosporida; Plasmodiidae. The transcript has a single exon. The record is from RefSeq and is a predicted model, not a curated record. The coding region runs from base 1 to 1692 and encodes 563 amino acids.
AUGUCAUCAGUAGUAUCAGCGAGACAUGUGCAUCAGGACGUUCGCAUUAAACGCUCCCUGUGCAUAAAAUAUAUAAAUUUUUUAAGUUAUUUGAAAAAGUGUAAAUUAAAAAGACCAUGGCAUAGGUACUACUGUUGUGUGUUUCAGAUGGCAGGGGUAGAAAUGACAAGUGUGAAAGGGUUGACUUGUAAAAGCUUACAGAAUUCAACAAAAGUGAGUAGAAAUAAAGACACAUUUUUCAUAAAAUGCAUGAAUCAUUUGAUUUCAAAACCAAUAAACAUAGCAUCGUUCGAUUUGGAUGGGACACUAAUGAACAUACAUGGAUGUAAACACACCAACACUUUACUUUUCAGUAAGGAAGUCUUAUUCAACAUUUUUAAUUUUAAGGAAAAACAAAAGUUCCAAAUUGUUAUUUUUUCAAAUCAAACCAGUGUCUCUUCUCCCGUUCAUGAUUAUCACUAUCUCAAGCGAUGCAAGUUGCCAAUCCUCUUCAGAAAGCUCGUAAAUUUAAGACGUGCCCUCUCUUAUUUCUACGCACUCUACAGGCAUCAGAACGGGGGAAAAUUCAAAGCGGUUCCAACUAGCCAAAAUCUGCAGAAAUGCCAAGCGGUUCCAACUAGCCAAAAUCUGCAGAAAUGCCAAGCCCUUCCAACUAGCCAAAAUCUGCAGAAAUGCCAAGCCCUUCCAACUAGCCAGGCGUGUGAAAAGUGGAACUACCGCGUGCAUGGUAAACAUUGUGUUGUUGUUGUUCCAAAUCAGAAAUGCCAUGGUGAACGUUGUUUCCAGAAGUUGAACUACAGACGGAGUGCAAUGGGCUCUUCCAAAAUGAGACGAUCUAAUGAGAAUAGUGACAAAAUCAAAAGUAUAGAAAAAAGAGGAGGUAAUGUUGUGAAUACAUUUUAUGCAAUUGGGAAAGGAAAUAUGGAACCAAUUGACAUUUAUCCAAAACCAUGUGGAGGACAAUACUAUUUAUACAUGUGUUUAGAAGGGAUAAAAUAUAUUAUAAUUUUGAUUCGAUAUUUUGGAAAUUUACAUAAAGAAUUAUUAGAAAAAGAAAUAAACAAGGGAGUAAAUAAACCGUUGGAAGAUUUUCUUCGACUCACAAUUGAAAUUUGUAACAAUGAAGAAAUAUACAAUAUAGUAAAAAAAAAUAGGAGGUGUUAUUUUCAUCUGAACACAAUGAGCUUACAAAUGAUAGAGAUUUAUAUAAACUCCUUGUUGAAGAAAUCAAAAUUUUAUAUAUUUUUAAAAAAUGGGUAUCCACAGUACGUGGGAUAUGUGAACUAUUUUUUAAAUGAUUUCGUGGAAGAAUCACCACCGUGGGAUGAAGAAGAUUUGAAGCAACUACUCAAGGAUGAAUGUUUCCUAAAGCAUCUAACUCUUUGUUUGGUGUACAAAAAUAAAAUUAUGAAAAAUCUUUCAGCUAUCUUUUCCAAUUUGUUAUUUAAUUUUGAUCACAGUUUUUAUGUAGGUGAUAAUAUUGGCAGAGAUUUUGACAAAUCGAACAUUGACUUGAAGGUAAGUAUUUUUGUGCACAUAUAUUCUCACACAUUACUGUUUAUAUUUUCUCUUAAUAAAGGUUUAAUAUCUCUUGUACUCCUAAUAUUUCCUUCUAAUCAUAUUCACUUGAGUGUACGUCUUUUUUUUUUUUUUUUUUUUUUAAGCGAAUCAUUUUUGUUUAUACUCUCUUAA